AGGGAACAUGUCCUUGACGAUAUAGAGCCAUUCAUGUGUACUUUCGGUGGCUGCUCCCAGAGCUAUCGAACUUAUAGCUCUCGAGACGAUUGGCAGCAUCAUGAAGACUCAGUACAUCGCAUCACUGCCGUGUGGGUUUGCCACGAUUGUAACGAGACGCUCUCAUCGGCUGAUUCUUUCCAAACCCACCUCAGAUCUACACAUCAAAGCUUGUUUCCGGAGAAGCAUCUGCUGGCCAUAACCAAGAUGUGUAGGACCGUUCGCGCGGAUGAGGGGCCGAGGCAGCACUGCAUCCUCUGUGGCGCGAACUUGACGACUAAACAAGACGAGUACGACCACCUUGCGACUCAUCUAAUUGACUUGGCACUCCUCGUGUUCCCAGGAGCUGACCAGCCAGCCAACGACCUGGAUGAUUCUAUCAGCGAAGUCUUUGAACAACCACGUACCAUCGAAGGCCUAGAAUGGUUCAGAGAAUUUAGUAACGAUGAUGUCAUCCCGUUCGAGUAUGUCAGAAAUCUAGGUCAUGGUGCAUUUGCUCAAGUAGAGGCAAGGAGAUGCACUAUCGGGCCUACAGCCGGGACUAUAUAUGCUUGCAAAACCUUCUUGAUUGCCCAGCGAAACCGUGGGGCGAUGAAGCAGCAGAUCCAAGCGGAAGUAACGAUCCUUCGCCGUCUGCAACACGUCCAUAUAAUCUCCAUUGUAGGCGCUUACGUUCAGCGGAGACGCAUUGUUCUUAUUCAAUUACCUGUGUUCGAUUUCAACCUGGAGCAGUUCCUAGAAUUGGUAUGGGACGACGAAGCAACCUUAAGAGGGAAAUGGUUCGGCUGUCUCGUAUCCGCACUUGCCUAUCUCCAUGCAAUGCGAAUUCGACACAAAGAUGUGAAGCCCAGUAAUAUAGGGGUCAAGAAUGGAAGUGUUAUAAUGUCUGACUUCAGCAUCGCGACCGAGUUUGAAGAGGAGGGUUCCGACAGCACAGGACGACCAGACGCUUACACUGGUAAAUACGCACCUCCCGAAGUCCUUCAGUAUGACGUUCGGAGCAGGUCCUCUGACAUAUUUUCGCUUGGCUGCAUCUUUUUUGAGAUGUUGACCGCGUUCGGUAAGGAAGUCACAGCCUUUUACAAAAAGGACAACUCAAAGCUGCCUGCGUGGUACGCCAAAGACACAGAAAGACUUCAAGAAACUAUCUUACACUUAAAGAAACUUCCAGUGGAGAUUCAGCCAGUGGCACAGAUAUGCUCAUCUAUGGUCUCACUCAAGAGGCAGGCAAGACCAAGUGCACAGCAGGUUCUUGAUGCGCUAAUGGUGUACAAUCUGGUUGGAAAGUGUGCCUUGUCUUCAUCUUUAGUAGACUUUGACGCUGGGGAUACUGCGUCUGUACAUACAGUUACAUAAAUUACACAAGUCAUAGAGACACAUUUUGUUAGGAGUGUUAAGCGCAUUAUUACAACCCUGCGCAAGAUCCGGGACUGUAGACGGCAAGGCAAACCAAUUUGUCUUGCUCGCCAACAAGAAUGCCCUACCAAAUUGAACAACCCACAAUGUAGAAGUGCCCAUCUAGUGCAGCACAUGUUGAUGAGAAGUCGGCGGCUGUUACGAAUGAGAUGAAGUUAU
Molecule: messenger RNA, 1614 nt
Organism: Cucurbitaria berberidis CBS 394.84
Lineage: Eukaryota; Fungi; Ascomycota; Dothideomycetes; Pleosporales; Cucurbitariaceae
Product: kinase-like protein
Exons: 1
Coding region: 34-1395 (453 amino acids)
Biological process (GO): protein phosphorylation; mitotic DNA damage checkpoint signaling
Cellular component (GO): nucleus
Molecular function (GO): ATP binding; protein serine/threonine kinase activity
Source: RefSeq, a predicted model, not a curated record